This is a messenger RNA of Seminavis robusta, 1250 nucleotides long. The record is from the annotation of a GenBank genome assembly. NCBI's taxonomy places the organism in Eukaryota, Bacillariophyta, Bacillariophyceae, Naviculales, Naviculaceae.
CAAAAUGGCGUUUGCGUGGUCUUGGUUUGGUCAUUAUUUAAUUUCAGUCGAGAUCGAUCGAGACUGGUAUUCAGGAGAGCAGGGAGUGGCACAGAAGAGCUUGGAAAGCUACUACUAGCUAGUAGCCGAGUACAUAGUCGAUUAAUAAGCUACUCGAGUGCUAGCUAGAGAUUCGAUUGAGAAGAAAACAAAGUGAAAGCCGAGAAACCGAGCAGCAGCUUGACAAAGUCAUUUUCGAUUGGAAUUUUUGCACAAUGACAGACCCAGCUGCAGAAGAAAAGGACACCUCUGCGUUGCGAGACAACAUCAACAAAAAGGGAUCCAACGCGUACUAUUUUGCCCAUGCCAAUACCGCCUCAGGACCAGACUGGGACGGCAAGCUCGAGCCAAAAUUGUUGGCCACGACGUCCUCCUCGGUUUCCGAUUCCCAAAACCGACGACACAGUUCCUUUGAUGUCAGCAAGAGCAACAUUACAUCGUACGCAUUUUGUGACGAAGGAGCCACCGUGAAACUGUACAUAACAAUGGAAGGUGUCGGCGAAAAGUGCACAGAAGAAGACAUUACCCUGGAGAAUACCGAGAAUUCGUUUUGUUUCGCCAUUGAGAAUUACAAGGAAGAGCCCAUGUGUUUGAGUUUUCUCAAACUGACUGCCGAAGUUUCCAAGGUUACCUUCAAGCUCAAACCAGAUCGAGUAGUUCUCAUUCUUCGAAAGGUGGACAAGUCCAAAACAUGGCACACAAUCAACGACAAGGGAACAGCAGAUCAUGAAGUCGUGUAAUACACUUAAGAUGGUAUCGGGAGAGAUACUGGAGCUAUGGAGUUAUGUUAUACAUUGCAAACAAUGUCUAUGGUGGCGCAAGCUCUGGACGGAUGGAAGUUAUUUUGUCAGGAAAGUAAUCGGAUUUGGUACUGCAAUUGGUGUGGUACAAGGCCAAGCAAACUGCAUGUUAGACAAAGCAAAGAUAAGCUUGAAAGAGGAAUAUAGAAUUAAAAAGCAACUUUGUCUUCCUUCGUUGGGAUCAGAGUCAAGGGAGACACAAAUCAUCUAGCGACACAUCCAUGCAACCAACCACCCAAUGACAGCCAGAGGCUUGCAAUGUGUGUGCUCACUGGCGAUGAUGCCUAGAGCUACCGGUAUUCAUCAUGUCUCCACUUGUACAAAUAGUAUAAUGGCUUUCUUUACACAUAACACAUAGCAAAGCGGACCAGCUACAAUCUCAGGAUUUAACUAGUCCAGAUAUCUACCAAA